CAUGUAUACUGUCGUCAUAUUCACUGUCGUCAACUCGAUCGUCAUCGAAUACGGAGUCGUCAGCUAUGGAGUCGUCAACCAUAGAGUCGUCGACCAUGGAGUCAACCAUAGAGUCGUCGUCAACUAUGGAGUCGUCGUCGAAUACCGAAUCAUCACCAAGUAGACUGUGAUCAACUUCAGCGUCGUCAACUUGAGCGUCGUCCUCUUGAGUGUCGUCCAUAUCUAUCUCUUCGGCUGGAGCGUCUUCGAAAACAGCCUCUUCAACCACAGCCUCUUCAGUCGGAGUGUCCUCAACGGUAGCCUCUUCUAUUAGCGUAUCUACAGCCUCUUCGACUGGGAUAUCGUCAACUGAAGCGUCAUCAAUUGGAGUGUCGUCAACCGGAGCGUCGUCAACCGGAGCGUCGUCAACUGGAGCGUCGUCAAAUGGAGUGUCUUCACCCGGAGUGUCUUCGACUGGGAUAUCGUCAACAACAGUCUCUUCGACUGCAGCCUCCUGCUCGACCGUGACUUCCUCGCUAGGGUCUUCCUCGCUAGGAGCUGUCUCUUCUGCAGGAGGAUCGGUAAGAGGUGUCUCAUCGACGAUAACUUCCUCAUCGACUGCAGGUUGUUC
Dothidotthia symphoricarpi CBS 119687 is the source of this 610-nucleotide messenger RNA. RefSeq lists its product as uncharacterized. Lineage: Eukaryota; Fungi; Ascomycota; Dothideomycetes; Pleosporales; Dothidotthiaceae. The transcript has a single exon. The annotation marks the transcript as partial. The record is from RefSeq and is a predicted model, not a curated record.